Molecule: messenger RNA, 1220 nt
Organism: Arabidopsis arenosa
Lineage: Eukaryota; Viridiplantae; Streptophyta; Magnoliopsida; Brassicales; Brassicaceae
Source: the annotation of a GenBank genome assembly
CAAAAACCCAAAACCUGUGAUAUUUGUUUAAUACAAAAAGAUGGGUUUCAAACUCAUCUCUCUCCUCCUUCUUUUUCUUCCACUUCUAAUAGUCACAAUCUUGUCGGGAGCCGAGCAGGCCUUUGCUUCCGACAAAACACUCCUCGUGACUGGCCGCAACAGCACGGCUGACGGUGGAAGGUCGUCACUGAGAGGGAAGAAGCAGAGGAGAGCAUCAGGAUGUAACUUGUUCCAAGGCCGAUGGGUAUUCGAUGCUUCUUACCCUUUCUAUGAUUCGUCUACGUGUCCUUUCAUCGACGGCGAGUUUGAUUGUCUCAAGUUCGGCCGACCAGACAAACAGUUCCUCAAGUACUCUUGGCAACCUGAAUCUUGCACCAUCCCAAGGUUCAACGGUGGGGAGUUUCUGAGGAAAUACAGAGGAAAACGAGUCAUGUUCGUCGGAGACUCACUGAGUUUAAACAUGUGGGAAUCGUUGGCUUGUAUGAUACAUGCGUCGGUACCAAACGCCAAGACCACUUUUCUCAAGCGUACCCCACUCUCUACUCUCACUUUCCAGGAAUAUGGAGUAACGUUACACCUAUAUAGAACGCCAUACAUAGUGGAUAUAUCCAAAGAGAGAGUAGGGCGUGUGCUUAACCUUGGAGCUGUUGAAGGAGGUGCUGAUGCUUGGAAAAACAUGGACGUUCUUGUCUUCAACUCUUGGCAUUGGUGGACUCAUAAAGGCCAAUCUCAAGGGUGGGAUUAUAUUAGAGAUGGGUCAUCUUUGGUGAGAGACAUGAACCGUCUUGAUGCUUUCUACAAAGGACUCAGUACAUGGGCUCGAUGGGUUGAUCAAAACGUCGAUACUACUAAAACUCGAGUUUUCUUCCAAGGCAUUUCUCCCACUCAUUACGAGGGAAGGGAAUGGAACGAGCCAAGGAAGAGUUGUAGUGGGCAAAUGCAGCCGUUGGGUGGAUCAAGUUACCCAAGUGGUCAGCCUCCAUCAGCGGGAGUUGUGUCCAAAGUGUUGAAUUCGAUGAAAAAGCCAGUGACCUUGCUCGAUAUCACCACUUUGUCCCAGUUGAGAAAAGAUGCUCAUCCUUCUUCUUAUGGUGGCGAUGGAGGAACAGAUUGUAGCCAUUGGUGCCUCCCCGGGUUGCCUGAUACAUGGAACCAACUCCUCUACGCAGCCCUUACGAUGUGAAGUAUAAGAAUCACAACUAUAAAGAAAGUGCAUAACA